UCACAAAUGGCCAUCACAUUUCUUCCAAUAUUCAUCCUCUUGCUUUCUUCACUAGCCAUUGCUACUUCUUCACCACCAAAUCAAACCCCACAUUCAGUCGUCAAUGAAGUCCACCGGAGCAUCAAUGCCUCCAGGAGAAACCUGGGUUAUCUCUCCUGCAGCACCGGCAACCCCAUCGACGACUGCUGGCGGUGCAAUUCCAACUGGGCCACCAAUCGCCAACGCUUAGCCGACUGCGCAAUCGGGUUCGGAAAGAACGCGAUAGGCGGGAGGAACGGUCGGAUAUACGUGGUCACCGAUCCCGGAAAUGAUAAUCCGGUGAACCCAAUGCCCGGAACACUCCGACAUGCCGUUAUUCAAGAUGAACCAUUAUGGGUCAUAUUUAAACGUGACAUGGUUAUACAACUACGUCAAGAACUUGUGAUGAAUUCGUUUAAAACUAUAGAUGGAAGGGGUGUGAAUGUUCACAUUGCUAAUGGUCCAUGCAUCACCAUACAUGAUGCUACUAACAUCAUCAUACAUGGGAUUCACAUACAUGAUUGUAAGCAGGCUGGAAAUGGUAUGAUUAGGAACUCACCACAUCACGUUGGACAUUGGGAUCAAUCCGAUGGUGAUGGGAUAUCCAUUCUUGCAAGUAAACACAUAUGGAUUGAUCAUUGUUCGUUGUCGAAUUGUCAUGAUGGACUCAUUGAUGUCAUACAUGGAUCCACGGCUAUCACUAUAUCUAACAAUUACAUGACUCAUCAUGAUAAAGUUAUGUUGUUGGGACAUAGUGAUAGUUUUACACAAGAUAAAGAUAUGCAAGUCACUAUUGCUUUUAACCAUUUUGGUGAAGGUCUUGUUCAAAGAAUGCCAAGAUGUAGACAUGGGUAUUUCCAUGUGGUUAACAAUGACUAUACACAUUGGGAAAUGUAUGCAAUUGGAGGUAGUGCAUCCCCUACCAUCUACAGCCAAGGAAAUAGAUUUUUGGCACCUAAUACAAGAUUUGACAAGGAGGUGACAAAGCACGAAAAUGCACCCGAAAGUGAAUGGAAGAACUGGAAUUGGAGAUCGGAAGGGGAUUUGAUGUUAAAUGGUGCAUAUUUUAGGGAAUCUGGUAGAGGUGCCGCUUCAUCGUUUGCAAAAGCUUCGAGUUUAAGUGCUAGACCAUCGACACUGGUGGCGACAAUGACACAGAGCGCUGGUGCACUCGUUUGCCGAAAAGGGUCUCAUUGUUGAUUAUGGGUUAUAGCUUAUAUUAUACAUCAAACACUAUUGCAUUUUGAGUUUCUUCAAAUGUUGUAUGUUAGCAAGAAGUCAGCGUUUGUAUUUGGUUGAAAAUGGAUUA
Helianthus annuus (common sunflower) is the source of this 1327-nucleotide messenger RNA. Its product is annotated as pectate lyase. Gene Ontology annotation, molecular function: pectate lyase activity. NCBI's taxonomy places the organism in Eukaryota, Viridiplantae, Streptophyta, Magnoliopsida, Asterales, Asteraceae. The record is from RefSeq and is a predicted model, not a curated record. The transcript is spliced from 3 exons. The coding region runs from base 7 to 1218 and encodes 403 amino acids.